AUAGUAUAAAUUCACGAACCCUAAACCCUUCUCUUUCUCUUUCUCUCUCUCUCCCCCUCUCUCUCUCUUCGUACCAGGAGAGAAGAGAAACCUAUUAUCGUGCCUCCGAAGACGAUGGAGACCCAUUCCAACCUCAAAGCCAUGGGAUUCGACUCUUCGGCAGACAAGAAAAUCAAGAAGGAGAAAAUUAAGAAGGAGAAGAAGCCGAAGGUCUUGGACUCCGAUUCUGACGAGCUGAGCGUUUUGGAGAAGAAGCAGAGGAAGAGCAAGAAGAAAGAUAAGAAGCGGAAGGCGGCCGAGAUCAGCGGCGAUGAGGAGGAGAGGAGUGAGACGAGCUCGGAGCUCGGCCAGCCGAUGAAUUUGAAGGCGGCGGGCGGCGGGGAGUCGGCGAAGAAGAUCAAGAAGAUGAAGUCGGUCGAGGUUGAUUCUGACGAGGAGGGUGAGGAGAAUCCUAAUGCGGUGUCCAAUUUUCGAAUUUCUGCGCCGUUGAGAGAGGCCCUGAAGGCGAAGGGGAUUGAGUCGUUGUUUCCCAUUCAGGCUAUGACUUUUGGUGUUGUUCUCGACGGGUCGGAUUUGGUUGGGCGGGCUCGUACUGGUCAGGGUAAAACACUGGCCUUUGUGUUGCCCAUUUUGGAAUCUCUAACUAAUGGACCUACAAGAGAAUCACGAAAGACUGGAUAUGGGAGAACGCCUAGUGUUCUCGUACUUCUACCAACUAGGGAAUUGGCCACUCAGGUAUUUGCAGACUUUGAAGGUUAUGGUGCUGCGUUAGGUCUGAAUUCAUGUUGUUUGUAUGGGGGAGCUCCUUACCAAACUCAACAGAUUAAAUUGAAGAGAGGGGUUGAUAUAGUUGUAGGAACCCCUGGCCGGAUUAAGGAUCACAUAGAGAGAGGAAAUAUUGAUUUGAGCUCAUUAAAAUUCCGUGUCCUUGAUGAAGCUGAUGAAAUGUUGAGGAUGGGUUUUGUUGAAGACGUUGAACUUAUUCUAGGGAAGGUGGAGGAUGCAAGUAAGGUGCAAACACUUCUGUUUAGUGCAACUUUACCGGAGUGGGUGAAACAUAUUGCUGCCAGGUUUCUUAAACCUGAUAAGAAAACUGUUGAUCUUGUUGGUAAUGAGAAAAUGAAGGCUAGUAUCAAUGUGCGUCAUAUAAUUAUUCCCUGCUCCAGUUCAGCCAGAUCCCAGCUUAUUCCUGAUAUUAUUCGCUGCUAUAGCAGUGGAGGGCGCACUAUUAUUUUCACUGAGACAAAGGAUUCUGCUUCUGAACUUGCUGGCUUAUUGCCUGGAGCACGUGCUUUGCAUGGGGACAUCCAGCAAGCUCAGCGAGAGGUCACAUUAUCUGGAUUCAGAUCAGGUAAGUUCAUGACAUUAGUGGCCACAAAUGUGGCGGCUCGGGGAUUGGACAUCAAUGACGUCCAGUUAAUUAUACAGUGUGAACCUCCACGUGAUGUAGAAGCAUAUAUUCAUCGAUCUGGGCGGACGGGGAGAGCUGGAAAUACGGGGGUGGCAGUGAUGCUUUAUGACCCAAGAAGGUCAAACAUUUCCAAGAUAGAAAGAGAAUCUGGUGUGAAAUUUGAGCACAUAUCUGCUCCUCAGCCAGCUGAUAUUGCUAAAGCUGCUGGUUUAGAAGCAAUAGAAACAAUCAGCCAAGUCUCUGACAGUGUCAUUCCCAUCUUCAAGUCAGCUGCUGAGGAGCUACUGAAUACAUCUGGUCUAUCACCAGCAGAACUUCUGGCAAAAGCCCUAGCCAAAACUGCUGGUUAUACUGAGAUUAGGAGUAGAUCACUUCUCACUUCCAUGGAGAACCAUGUCACUCUACUUCUUGAGGCUGGAAGGCCCAUCUACACGCUAUCCUUUGCUUAUGGCAUCUUGAGGAGGUUUUUACCUGAGGAGAAGGUGGAGUCUGUGAAAGGUAUUGCUCUAACAGUUGAUGGAAAUGGGGCAGUAUUUGAUGUUCCUGCUGAAGAUCUGGACAUGUUCCUUGCAGGCCAGGAAAAUGCUCAAGGUGUGAGCUUAGAGGUGGUGAAGGCAUUGCCUCGCUUGCAAGAGAGAGAUCAGUCAAGAGGGGGUAGAUUUGGUAGUGGUUCUCGUGGUGGUUUUGCAGAUAGGAGAGGUGGCGGUGGCAGGUUCUCCGGUGGAAGAGGGGGUAGAGGAGGUGGUUUCUCUGACAGAAGAAAUGAUAGAUUUUCGAAAGGUGGACGUGGUAAUAACAGAAAAUGGUAAAGGGCUCCGAGAUUGUCACACGACUCUGCAACGGACUGGAGAUGCAUGCAUUAUAUUGCUUUGCUGCUGCUGGGAGGAAGAACUUGUGCAAUAACUGACGGGAACAGAGUUAUUGUCUAUCGGCUGGUUUAUUUAAGAAAAUGAAAAUCUAGGUUCUAUAUAUAGAAAUUUUGUUUUUACUUAUUGAAUUCAUCCGUAAAUUCUGGGGUUUUUCCCGAGUUCCCCAGUUUUUUGUGUGCUUUGGUUAAAGAAUUUUGCUUAAAGAUUACUGUCUACUCACUAUAUUAUUAAUUGGUAAAUGUACUCAUUAAUUCUUUGUUA
Molecule: messenger RNA, 2541 nt
Organism: Diospyros lotus (date-plum)
Lineage: Eukaryota; Viridiplantae; Streptophyta; Magnoliopsida; Ericales; Ebenaceae
Product: DEAD-box ATP-dependent RNA helicase 7
Exons: 14
Coding region: 115-2220 (701 amino acids)
Molecular function (GO): helicase activity; RNA binding; ATP binding
Source: RefSeq, a predicted model, not a curated record